Molecule: messenger RNA, 2711 nt
Organism: Trichoplusia ni (cabbage looper)
Lineage: Eukaryota; Metazoa; Arthropoda; Insecta; Lepidoptera; Noctuidae
Product: cysteine and histidine-rich protein 1 homolog
Exons: 5
Coding region: 165-1226 (353 amino acids)
Cellular component (GO): nucleus
Source: RefSeq, a predicted model, not a curated record
GUGUCGUGGGCGCGGGAGGGUGGGCAUAAUAUAUAAACAGAAACACAACAAACCUUUGUUUGUCGCGAAGUUCGUCGAUACUAGUCUCGUUCAUUUUGUAUUGCGUCCAUCUGACGCAGUAGCGCGCAGUAUUGUCGUUGUAUUGUUGUUAUUUACAUUGUGUAAUGGCUGAAGCGCCAGAAAGCGAGCCAUUGCCUUCUUCAAGCGAAAGCGAAGUCGCGCUAGAUACUAAGGAGCCUGAUGAACCCUUGUCAAAAAAACGUAAAAUUACCGACAAAGAAGGGAGCGACAAACUCGAGCAUAGGCUGGGGGGCAUCUUGUGCUGCGCAGUUUGCCUAGACCUGCCCCAGGCGGCCGUGUAUCAGUGUAGUAAUGGACACCUGAUGUGUGCGCCAUGCUUCACGCAUUUGCUCGCGGACGCGCGGCUGCGCGACGAGUCGGCCACCUGCCCUAAUUGUCGCGUUGAAAUCUCCAAAACAUCAGCGUCGAGAAACCUGGCCGUGGAGAAGACGGUGUCGGAGCUGCCCUCCGAGUGCAAGUUCUGCACGUGCGUGUUCCCGCGCCACUCGCUGCAGCAUCACGAGGAGAACACGUGCGAGGAGAGGCUGACGGGCUGCCGCUACGCCUGCAUCGGCUGCCCCUGGCGCGGGCCGGCGCACGAGGCGCGCGGCCACGAGGCGCGCUGCGCGGCGCCGGCGCAGUCGGGCGCCGACGUGCUGGCCGCGCUGGCCGAGCGCGAGCGCCGCGCGCGCGACGCCGGCAAGCUCUACGCGCAGGUGCUCGACCUGCUCUCCUACGAGAAGAUCACCUUCAAUGACCUACAGCUGAAGCCGUACCGCACGGAGGAGUUCGUGCACAAGCUGUACUACGAGACAUCGCGGUUCUCCGCCUUCGGUCACCAGUGGGUGGUGAAGGCCUUCGUCAACAAGAACCAGCGCGACCCCACGCAAAGCUCGCAGCGAGAGAUCUCUUACCAGCUCGCCCUGCAGUUGAUCCUGAAGAGUAAGCCGGCGCAGGCGCUGGGCGUGCAGUGGCUGGUGCUGCGCGGCCCGUACGGCGAGGCGCGCCUGCGGGCCAGCGUGAGCGCGCACAGCUUCGCCGAGGACUGCGCCGACGCGCCGCCGCUGCCGCUGCCGCUGCUCGACGCCGCCGACACCAACCGCCUGCUCUCCAACAAGGCCAUCCACUUCAGGUGCCCAGCCCACCCCACAUGUGCAAUUCAAUAGACAACAUUCUACAAGAAAGCAAGUCUUUUCAAAAAAAAAUACUCGUCUCAAAACUCAAUUACCUAAUGAUGUAAAUUUUGUGUGGUACGUACUCAAAUUUAUUUUUACAAGUAACGACUUACUUUCUUGAAGAAAUAUGUUUUGAUCUGCACAAAAGUAUUGCGACCUGAGUCUAAUUAAACACGUUGGAUAUUCAUACCGCAAAGUGCAACAAUCAUGUGGCUCCAGUAAACAACACCGUAAGUACCUAAUGAAUCUUAGCAGUUGUCAAAAAUAUGACGGGUCCAUGAGUUUGUAUUUCUUGACCUUCUACAAAUACUGUAGUCAUAUCCUUUAACUUGAAGUACCCCAGUUUCUUUAAUACAGAUAGGUACCUGUAUGUUAUGAUGAAGGCCAAUUGCACAAUGAGUCUUUUUGGGGUACAGAUUUAUCUUCCCAGUGGCGAGAAAACAAAUUUGUUAGGUCAAGUAUUAUCUCAUUGCAGGCUCAUAAUGUUCCUGGCGUCGAAGUGAUAACAUCCGACGAGGGCGUCGCGAGCCCGCGACUGAUCCGUUUUAUAUCGCUUUACACUCACACACUGCGCAACUACCAAAGAACAAUGCAAUCGUAACACACACAUACAAACCGCCACUUCUACACCUUGAUACUCGUUUACUGAUUAAUCACGUAUCUAGAACAGACUUGUUUAUUAUUGAGGUAAAUGUUAAAUUUCGAUCAACUAUAAAUUACAUUGUUAAGUGUCCCUCUCAUAGUUCAAUAGAGCUGACACGGCCCUGGCAUAUGGUGGUAUUCUUGUAGGUUGAUGAUAUUAAUGUUGUGACUAAUCAUAGUAAACGAUAUCAAACGGGUACUUUCAUGAACACUCCGCUUUCUUAUCAUUAUUUUAUGAUUAUUUUAAUUUAACUAUAAAUUGCAAGUGGGACGCCAAAUUGCUAAAUUCAAAAAGGUGUUCGAGAUUAUUAUUGAGUACAAAUUUAAAUUUAUUAGGUCAUUGUUCGUUGAAUUGUUAGUGAUGUAAGUAUUGGACGAAUAGAUGUUAAUUAGUAUAAGCUUUUUGCUUGGUGCGGUUACUCUGGUUGUGCGAUAGCGCCGUCGCCAUCCUACCAUGUGUAUUGUAGCGCAAGUGCCUCGACGAGAGCGCGUGUCACCCGCACACCGGGUCGCCGCCGCGAGCCAGCUAGGGUCUAGUUUGAUAUCAACAUUAUAAUAUCAGAGUGGCUGUAUACAAUAUGAAAUUACUUCUUGAAAUGGUAUUGUUGAAGGUUAAAUUUAUAUUCGUAUAUAUAAAAUUAUUUUGGAGUGUUGUGUUUAUAAUGUAAUGUAUUUGACUUACGUGACUAGCGGCCCCCAUGAAGUAAUCAAUUAAUUUAUGAUAUUUUACAAUUACACAGGGGCUGUUACCAUAAUAAUUUGAUAUUAUAGUCUUUCUCUUUUAUUUACAAAUAGUAAUAAUUUUGGGUUUCGAAUAAAAUGCUAAGUUAUUGA